CAAGGAGCAAGGCACGCAGACGGAGCGUGUUCUGUGACGUUGAAUGGACGUUGCGUCGCGAUUGCUGCUGAGACGGUAGGCAAUCCUCUUUUGUUUGUCGGCAGGUGCGGGAAGUUGUGUACUACACGCAGCACCCGACACCGAGCGGAGUUGCUCCUUGACAAGUCGCAGCGCGUCGUAACUAAAGCUCGAAGCCCUCUUCGUCGCCGUGCCCAAUGUUGGAUCGUGGGUCAAAUGCUUCUGGAUUUUCAACUCGUAGCGCUCACUGUACUGUUGUUAGUCAGUGAAACGCUGUCAAGCGCUGCUGACAGCGAUGGGAUCAUCACCUUUCCCGUCCGGCCUGCCGUGCGUCCGACGAACUUCACGAGCAUCGAAGGCAAUGCCAUCGAAGGCGCAGCCGCUGAGGGCUUCAUUGCGAAAGUUUACCUCGGAACGCCUCCACAACGCAUAAAUUUAUACGUAGAUACAGGCAGCAGUGACAUCGCAGUUGCAGCAUCAGACGACAACAACCUGACUACAUACUUUUUUACAAAUAGGUCAGCAACUUACGUUUCUGGUACGGAGGAUGUGUCGAAGAGGUUCGUCACAGGCGGGUACAACGGAACUGUCGGCAGUGACAUUUUGCGAGACAUGACGUCGUUGUCGCUUAAGGUGCCGCUGAUUGCGAUAGCCUCCUCUGUAGACAUGUUCCCACCCAAUGCACGACGACAGGGCCUGUGGGGACUAGCCUUCCCACACCUCACCAGGCAACAAAGUUUCAUGGAGGCCUUGAGCGCUGAAAAGGGCAUCACUCACUUUGUGCUCUCCUACUGUGAUAAGCAUGAAAUGGGCUCGGCACAGAACUUUGGGGCAUUGAGCUUCAACGCAAAGAUUCCAAACGGAACACUUUUUACUCCCGUCUUUAUGCCUACCUACUUUUCUAUUUACGUGUCCAACAUCAGAGUCGGGCAAAGCGAGUGGCCGGGCCUCUGCAGCGAGCUGAACGACGAUCCUGCAAUAGUUGACACCGGUGCCACAAACCUCCUGCUGCCAGAUGAUGUCUUCCAUUGGGUGUUUGACAUGCUUAAUGAACAGGGCAAGUACAACCUUUCCUCAGACAUCACCACUGUUUACUGCCUGGAAGACGGUUUCGUGGUUAAUGAUUUCCCCAUGCUGGAGGUGCUCAUGCCAGAUGCUCAGGGAAAUAUUUUCACUCUGAAGAUCCCACCGUCUGUUUACUUUCAAGAGGUCACAUUAAAACGCGGUGACCACGGUUGCUACAAGCUUGCAGUGGCCCAGUCACCGUCGGGCAUCAUGAUCGGCUUCACCAUCAUCCGAGGGCUGACCACGGUGUUUGAUUUGGGCAACAAGCGCGUUGGAUUUGCACCCCUGCUUUGCAAUGCGAACGACGUGAUAGUCAAGUAUGCUGAGAAGGACCAUGCCGGUCACUCGUGCAUCUGGGAGCUCCCAACAAUGGGCUCCAAGACCUGGACCGUUUUCAUUUACAUCAUCGUCUUCAUUUGCCUCAUGUGUGCCCUGCCGGUCGUCAUCGUGGGACUGUUAUGGCUCAGACGUAGGAUACGUCUCUGCAGGUCCAGGCGAUUGUCCGACGGUGUCGGACUCAUCAACAUUUAGACACGGUACAUUUCCGUUUAGCUUUUUCCUUUUUUUUACGAGCACUUAAUCUCGUCCAGCAGGUGCCAAGCUUUUAUUGUUUGCAAGUUGCGUUUUUACAACCUUUUAAUCUUCGCACACCGUCAUUUGUUGUUGCCGCUUUUAACCUUAAUUUUUACCCGAACGUAUUUUUCUAACAUUUACACUGUAACUAGGAAUGCAUUUACACUGCAAUAAAGGUGGUCUGUUACACAC
Rhipicephalus sanguineus (brown dog tick) is the source of this 1848-nucleotide messenger RNA. RefSeq names its product beta-secretase. The record is from RefSeq and is a predicted model, not a curated record. Bases 235 to 1614 code for a protein of 459 amino acids. The transcript is spliced from 11 exons. NCBI's taxonomy places the organism in Eukaryota, Metazoa, Arthropoda, Arachnida, Ixodida, Ixodidae. Gene Ontology annotation, cellular component: membrane; endosome; trans-Golgi network. Gene Ontology annotation, molecular function: aspartic-type endopeptidase activity. Gene Ontology annotation, biological process: amyloid-beta metabolic process; membrane protein ectodomain proteolysis.